CCUGGUAAAAUAAGGAAGCGGGGAGCCAGAGAAGGGGCCGGGUUGGUUAGAGUCCAAAGAGGCGACGCGAGCCGACGGCGGACGUGCUCUCCUCUCCUCUCCUCGCCUCCCCUCCGGCUCUCCCUCUCCCUCCCCGCAUUCCCUUCCACCGCAUUCCGGGGUAUAUUUAGCCUCCGGUCCCUAGAGGCAGGCAGGAGGGGGAGGCGCGCGAGCACCCGGACGGCCGUCUCCACCGUCGGUCACGCGGCGCCCAUCUCCGGCCGCCCUCCGCCCAGAUCCCUCUUCAGUCAGGUUUUCCCCCGCGGCCCUCGCCGUCUCCUUUCCGGCGCCGGCGGCGUCCUCUGGCCCGUGCUCUGGAUCUGGGUGUGGUGCGCAGACGGUCCGUCGGAGAAGAUGAUGGGCGGCUUCGUCUCCAGGAUCCUCCUGCUGGUUUUCGGCUAUGCGUAUCCUGCAUACGAGUGCUACAAAACUGUUGAACUGAACAAACCUGAGAUCGAGCAACUCAUAUUCUGGUGUCAGUACUGGAUUUUAGUUGCCCUUAUGACGGUCAUGGAGAGGUUUGGAGAUUUAACAAUAUCAUGGCUACCAUUUUACUCAGAAGCAAAGCUGCUGUUCUUUAUAUACUUGUGGUACCCCAGGACAAAGGGGACUACCUACAUUUAUGGGACUUUCUUUAAGCCAUACAUUUCACAGCAUGAGAAUGAAAUUGACCGGAAUUUGCUUGAGUUGAGAGCUCGUGCCAGCGAUGUUGUUGUCGUUUAUGUCCAGAAGGUUGCUGCUGUUGGACAGAAUACCUUCUUUGAUGUUUUGAAGUAUGUUGCGUCACAAUCACCAUCCCAGAAAUCAAAGCAACAACGUUCUCAGGAACCACAGCAGCCUCAGCAGCAGCAAUCACAACCACAACCACAACCGCAGGUACAGCAGCAGCAACCACAAAAACAAGCGCAGCCCGUUAUGCGCAGAGCAGCAUCUAUUGCUGCUCGGCAAGCAGCAAUGGCACAGCAAGCUCAGGAGACCAAGCCCGUUUCCCCCAAGAUCAAGCGUCAAGCAUCAGCAAAAGGUGGUCCAGCAGCAUCCGUGAAACCCGCCACAGCUGCUGCAUCCACAGCAAAACCCGAUGAGAACCCAAAGAAAAGCGAGGCGAAACCUGCAACGGCCGAGCUAGUGCCGGCUCCAGCCACUGACGCCGUUGUGCCAAGGCCAGUGCCUAAGGCCCAGCCGGCCCCUGAUGCCGAAGUAUCGGACGACAUGGCAAUCGACGAGGCCGACAUUGCUGUGGAGGGCGCAGAAGAGCUUGAUCCUGCACUAGAGGAGGAGACGGUCAUGGAGGAGACCAUCCGCGUGACACGCGCCAAGCUAAGGAGGCGCGCCGCCGCCGAGGGGCCCGCGUGAAACUUAGCUGCAAACCAUUGUUUUAUUGGCGCAUGGUGUCGUUGCUCCUAUUUUUUGAGUUUUAUUAGAUUGUCACGUUGUUUGGUGGGGAGAAUAUCUGCUGGUCCUUCUGUUUCAGAGUUAUCGCCCGUUCCUUUCGUCUUUCCUGUGGCUAUCGCUGGCCCGUUUCUGUGCCUGGAAAAGUUGUAAAUAUCACCGGGCAUGUGUAUAUACAGAUUGUUGGCAUGUGCUACGAAUGCAUCUAUCCAUCCUGAUUCUGGUCA
Hordeum vulgare subsp. vulgare (domesticated barley) is the source of this 1655-nucleotide messenger RNA. Its product is annotated as HVA22-like protein i. NCBI's taxonomy places the organism in Eukaryota, Viridiplantae, Streptophyta, Magnoliopsida, Poales, Poaceae. The transcript has 6 exons. The coding region runs from base 394 to 1392 and encodes 332 amino acids. The record is from RefSeq and is a predicted model, not a curated record.